CGGGACUUGUUCUGCCGACGCUCCCCCUGCGUUGGUCAUUCAACAUGGCAGCGGGACCAAUUUCAGAAAGAAACCAAGAUGCCACUGUGUAUGUUGGUGGCUUGGAUGAGAAGGUCUCAGAGCCGUUGCUAUGGGAGCUUUUUCUGCAGGCCGGCCCUGUGGUAAACACACACAUGCCCAAAGACCGGGUCACAGGACAACAUCAAGGUUAUGGCUUUGUGGAGUUCCUCAGUGAAGAGGAUGCCGACUAUGCCAUCAAAAUCAUGAAUAUGAUAAAGCUAUAUGGCAAGCCAAUCAGAGUCAAUAAGGCCUCAGCUCACAAUAAAAACCUGGAUGUUGGCGCCAACAUAUUCAUCGGCAACUUGGACCCAGAGAUUGACGAAAAACUCCUCUACGAUACCUUUAGUGCGUUCGGUGUUAUUCUCCAAACCCCGAAGAUCAUGCGAGAUCCCGACACCGGCAACUCCAAGGGUUACGCCUUCAUCAAUUUUGCCAGCUUUGACGCAUCGGACGCUGCCAUCGAGGCCAUGAAUGGCCAGUACCUCUGCAACAGACCCAUCACGGUGUCCUACGCCUUCAAGAAGGAUUCCAAAGGGGAGCGCCACGGCUCGGCCGCAGAACGGCUCCUGGCUGCUCAGAACCCGCUCUCCCAGGCAGACAGGCCCCAUCAGCUGUUUGCGGAUGCCCCACCGCCGCCCAGCGCUCCGACCCCGGUCCUGACCACGCUGGGAGCUACUAUGGGCAUUCCCGGUCUGACUGGCCUGCCACCUCCAGUAGCAUUCCCUCCCGUUCCCCCCCAUGGAUCAAUGCCUCCUGCCAUGUCUCCUUCUAUGUCCAUGGGUCAAGGGGUCCAGAACCAGGGAGGGGGCGGUCAUCCACCCGUACCGCCACCUUUCGCCCAACAUGCCAACAUGCAUCCAGGUAUGCCUCAGAUGCCCAUGCCCCCCCCUGCUCCUCCUGGGAUGGUGCCUCCGCUUCCUGCACCACCAGGAUCAACUCAACGGGCUCCCCUUCCCCCCAACAUGCCCCCACCCCCACCAAUGGGCAUGCCUCCCAGAGCACCGUAUGGACCUCCCAUGGGUCACCCAGUGCCUCCAGGUAUGAGAGGGCCUCCUCCUCCCAUGCCCCCUCCUGGCUAUGGCGCCGGCCACCCCGGCCAUCCCCGUCCACCUCCCUUUCCUCUUCAAAGAGGACCUCCGUUGCCACCGAGGCCCCCGGGGGCCCCUCCUCGUGUCCCCCUGAGACCACCAAUGCCAUCAUAAUCCACCUCAGCCAGCAGAAACUUUCUGCUUUUUUUUUUAUCUCAUCCUUAGAUAUCUGGAGUUUGUUGUGGUCAAAAUAAUUUGUGUUGUGCCCUUUGUACAGAUGAGCAACAUUUGACAAAUAAAAUUUUUAGUAGAACUUUUUUUUGUUUUAUCUUCUCGUUAUUAAUGGUCUUGGUGUUUUGCACUGAGUUCAUGUUAAAAAGUAGAUUUAAAAUGCAGAUAUUCUUCAGCCAAAAACUUCAAAAACGUUAAAGGUCUUAGAAGAGUCCAGGAAACAUUUGUGAAGAUUAACAGCUCUAAAUAUUGCGUGCUUUUGUAUUUCACUGUAUGAAAACCACGGUACUUAAAUUUUUUUCUUUAAAAAUGUCAUGUAACAAUGUCAGAUUUAAACGGUUUCCUUAUAUUUUAACAUACAGGAUAUGGAGAGAAAAUUAUGCACAUUCUUUAUGUUGUAGAUGAUAAAGAUA
This is a messenger RNA of Menidia menidia (Atlantic silverside), 1732 nucleotides long. Lineage: Eukaryota; Metazoa; Chordata; Actinopteri; Atheriniformes; Atherinopsidae. The record is from the annotation of a GenBank genome assembly.